Molecule: messenger RNA, 4764 nt
Organism: Caenorhabditis briggsae
Lineage: Eukaryota; Metazoa; Nematoda; Chromadorea; Rhabditida; Rhabditidae
Exons: 12
Coding region: 1-4764 (1587 amino acids)
Biological process (GO): Golgi vesicle transport; mitochondrial DNA replication; protein dephosphorylation
Cellular component (GO): mitochondrion; gamma DNA polymerase complex; TRAPP complex
Molecular function (GO): protein tyrosine phosphatase activity; DNA-directed DNA polymerase activity; DNA binding
Source: RefSeq, a predicted model, not a curated record
AUGGCCAAAACCACAGGAAUCCUGGACAAAUCGUUGAGCCGCGGAAAGGGCGAGAUCAACCUGUCCACGUUUGCAGUCCUAUUCUCCGAAAUGGUUCUCUACGCCCAGAAUCGAUCGGAAACCGUCACAGAUAUUCAUGACAAAAUUGCGUCGUACGGAAAACAAGUCGGAUUGAGAAUGUUUGAUAUUAUUGUGUUGAGAGAGAAGGGUUACAAACGGGAGACGAAGCUGUUGGGAAUGCUCAUGUUCAUUAAAUCGACAGUUUGGAAGAAUUUAUUUGGGAAGGAAGCCGACAAGUUGGAGAGAUCUAAUGAUGAUCAUUGUACUUAUCUUCUAAUUGAAAAGGACCCACUUAUGAACACCUACAUCUCGGUGCCACGCGACAAGGGAGUCUUGAAUUGCGCCGCUUUUGCUGCUGGAAUCGUUGAGGCUAUUCUGGAUAGCGUUUCUAGAUUUUUUCGGAGUUUGGGAGUUUCAAGAAUGCGUUCCCUCCACGUCUUCCGGCGAUUCUCCAUCUCAUCCAGACGUUCGAAUUUCGAGCGAAAAACUAUUGAAACAGUUUGCCCACGAAUUCAUAAAUACCUCUUUCCGCACGUCUCCACACCAACGACGUCAUCAGCUACAGAAUAUUCUGGAGUACUGCCUCUGUUGGUGGCUGAAAAUGUUGUCGAUCAUUUUCGGGUGCUUGCUGAAAGGCAAACAGGAAACUAUAGGAAACUACUGGAAGAGGCGUGUCGAUUUAAUCUAGCGAAAGCGACAGAGGUGCUGGAAUACAUUGAUAAAAACGAGCUCUGGUGCUAUUCGACAGGCUGGACGCGUUAUCCAUUAUCCAACCCCUCUAACCCAGAAACCAUCGAAUCUCCAUCUGACCCCAUCCUCUUCUUUGAUAUCGAAUUAGUUGUCCGUGACGGAACUCUUCCCACUCUAGCAAUUGCCCUCGGAAAAGAUGCUUGGUAUGGAUGGUGUAGUGAUCGACUGAUCAAUGAAACAGACUACCCAGAAGUUCCAACUCAAGAUCAUUUGAUUCCGAUCGGAGACAUUGGAACGGAGAAAAUUGUCAUCGGACAUAAUGUGGGAUUCGAUAGAGCACGAUGUUUAGAGGCUUAUCAGCGGGAGAAUGGGUGUAAGAUUCGAUUCAUGGACACAAUGUCGAUGUCGAUUCCGAUGUUUGGAAUGGCGGAUCAUCAGCAGGCGUUGUUUGGAAUGUAUGAUACGGAUAACAAUGAGCCGAAUUCAGAUUGGGUGAACACCUGGAAGGAUCGAGUCUCGAAGAACUCUCUCCUGGCAGUUCACAAUCAUUUCUACCCCUACAAAGAAGUGGAGAAACCGAAAAUAGACGAUGAAUCGAAGGACAAACUUCGCAGCGCUUUUGUCAAGGAACCAAUCGAAACGAUCCGAGCGAAGUUCCAGAAACUAAUGACUUAUUGUGCCAGAGAUAAUAUUCUUUGCGCUGAAAUCUACUACGGAUUAUGGCCGGAAUUUGUUAAGCGAUUUCCUCAUCCAGCUACACUUUCCGGGAUGCUGAAUAUGGGAAAUGUGUAUCUGCCGAUUAAUAGUUAUUGGAAGAUUUUUUAUGAGAGAAACGUUCAAAUUUGUGCGGAGAAGAAGACGUUGGCGACGAGGAGGAUUGUGGAGGCAGCUAGGAUGUUGGAAAAAGGAUUGGUUGGAGAAGAAGAGGAAGAAGAGAAUCCAAUGCCUCCUGGCCCUGAAGACGUCUGGAUGUGGAACCAAGAUUGGACUCUUAACUCUAAACUAGCCUGCUCUGAAUGGCUCAUCAAACUUUUCAAAGCUCGAAAGUUUGCAAAUUUGAGCUUAGAAGAGGUGGAAAGUGAACACAUUGCACUGAAAAGUCAACUGAUUCCUGGAAUUUUCGGCUUCGUAUUCGGCCCAUUUCCACUUUUUAAAACUCGCUCCAAAGGCUGGGGAUUCUUGGUUCCGAAUUGGAAGGCUGUUGAGAAGGCGUUGGAGGAUCCGGAUGUCUCGUUUAUUGAAAUGAAAACUGACGCUAAAGAGGACGCUGUGAAGAAGAGGUUCCCGUUGAGAAGUUUCUACGAAACUGUCCAGAAUAAUGUUUAUGAGUUCGGAGAGUAUCCGAUUUCUGAGGAUCGGAAGGGGUUUGAGAUGGAUGAGGCGGGAUUGGUUCGAUUCUAUCAGAUGGACCAUCCGACUGGAGAGGGAAAUGUUGGUGAUCCGCUGACGAAACAUUUUGCAAAGGAUUUGAAAGAGCAGGUCUUGAGACCAACUAGAUAUGAGCAACUUUUCCGAGUGGUUCUCGAUUCCAUCCAAACCACUCAAUUCUGGACGAGCUAUAGCGAUCGAUACAGACAAGAAGUGGCAAUUUGGUACCCUGAAAAAUCGUGGAAAUCCGGAGAAAUCGAUAUGAUGGAAGGAGCGAUCGCGGCGGCUGUAGUACCAGCUGGUACAGUAUCCCGACGGAGUGUUCAUAAAUUAUGGGUCACAUUGACGAAUCAAUCGACAGGACAUGUGAUUGGAACUGGAAUUAAAGCGAUGGUACAGGCACCAAAGGGGUUUAAGCUGGUUGGAGCGGAUGUGGACUCACAGGAGCAAUGGUUAGCAGCAUUGUAUGGAGAUGCGAGUGCUGAGAAACGAUUGCCUCUGGAACAUCGUGUUCCCGGAAAAACGGCAUUCUCGAAUAUGAUGCUUGCCGGCUCGAAAUCUGACAACACUGAUCUCCACUCCGUCGUCGCUAAUCAGCUAAAAAUCAGUAGAAAUCAUGCGAAAGUGCUCAAUUACGCAAGGCUAUACGGUUCCGGAGAAACGCAUGCUGGAAAACAUUUGAUGAGAGUUGGAGGCAUGAAACAAACGGACGCAGAAGCCACAGCUUCACAAUUAUUCAAAUUGACGAAAGGAGAAACGGCGAAAUAUAUGAAAGUGGACUCGAAAAUGAAUUGUUUGGUGGAUCGAUACAUUGAGGAAAUGCAGAAAAAUCCAGAUGAAUCCAAAAUUCUGACUAUCGAUGGAGUUUACUAUUUGCCUAGUUAUUCGAGCCAAUUUUCAUAUGAAACUGUUGGAUUUGAGGAUUGGUUGCUUUCAAAGUAUUCGGAUCUUCUUAAUGAUGGGUCCCACCACGAUAAUCUGAUUUACUCGAUUUACGAGAAUCCGGCGGAGCCUAGAAAACUAUUUGUUGGAGGAUAUGAGUCGUCGACGUUUAAUUUCUUGGAGACAUCCGCUGCUGCUCACGACCUAAGGACCCCAAUUCUAGGCUGCCAGAUUGCAGACUCGUUGGGAAAAUUGCCGGAGGGAACGCCGGAUUCAGCGUUUUUUGAUCGGAAGUAUAAGAGAUCGGUUAUGAAUUGGAUCGUCCAAUCUUCCGCUGUCGACUUCCUUCAUCUCCUCCUGAUUUCGAUGCAAUGGCUGUGUGACACCUAUCAAAUCGAUGCGCGAUUUGUGAUCUCAAUCCACGACGAAGUUCGAUACAUGUGCGCUGAAAAGGAUGCUCCGAGACUUGCUCUGGCUCUUCAGUUAUCCAAUUUAUUGGUUAGAGCAUACAUUUCACACAGAGUCGGCAUUUGUCAGUUGCCUAAUAAAUCCAACCCCACUCCAUCGGAACCAUCCAAGCCAGCAGCUGCUGCCAAAGUCAAGAAUGCGACGAUUUGCGAUGAUGAGCCAGCCACAUCGAAACUUCCUCCAUCACCGCCAUGUAUUGUGAUGCCGCCGGAUGUGAAGCCAGCACCACCUCCACCAGCGCCAGUUGUGAAGCCAGCAGCCCCGCCAGUUCUGGUUGUUAGCCCAGCCCCAGUCACCACGGAUCCUUUGACCCCCUACUCACCAGCAACACUGAAUUCGACAUUGUCGUUCACGGAGAAAUGGAUGGGAGAGGAGACGGCGAAGAUCUGGCUCGAGAAGGUGGACUUCUUGAAGACGAAGCAAGAGUUUGAGCAGAUCCAGAACGUGGUGGUGCCAGUGGAUGCUUGCAAGAAGUGGAAAGCCAACAGGGCUCUCAACCAACCACCACAGGACGAUUUUCCAGUUUUGGACGCGAAUCUGGUCGUCUUCGAGAACACAUACGUCAACAUGUCAGCCAUCGAUGUCGCCCUUCCAAAAUCCAAGAUAUUCAUGUGCCAAAUCCCUCUCAAAGGAUCGGAGGAGGCAUUCUGGAAGACGGCGUUCGACAGGCAGAUAUCGUACAUGGAGAUCAUCACGGAUCAAGAACCUAUCGAGUUUUUCCCGAUUGGAAAUGGAGAACACGUGUACCAUGGAACGAUGUUUGUCAAUAAUCGACGGGUGGAAGCGGUCAGCGAAGACGUGACGCGUUUUGCGAUCGAGGUGUUGCCGGAGGGAUGUUCCAACUCAAUCAUCUGCACCAUCACAAUAGUCAAGAAUUGGUCGCCAGACAGUGUCCAUGCAAAACAAGCGGUGGUUAUCAAGGAGAUUAUUGAGAUGACAACGUUCUUGACAAAGCAUGGAGCCGGGCGAGCUGGAUACUUCGUCGCUUUGGCUGUGGUCGUUCACAAGUUGGAUAAGGCGACGGAGCCACCGAUUCAGGAAAUUGUCAAAUCGCUUCGAGGACAGAGGCCAAGAGCAGUGGAGUCGUUGACACAGUAUGUGUCUCUCUACACGACACUCUUUUAUUACACUAAGAGAAAAGUUGGCCGAAGCGAUGGAGAUAAGAAGGCAGCGAUGGAGUGUGAUGAGCCGACGUGCAAGAAGACGGUUCAACUAACGACUACAUUCACGAAUGCACUGAUCGCAGAAAUCAACGCCGCCGCCGGAAGAUCAACGUUGACAGUGACAAUCAAGUAG